Messenger RNA from Brassica napus (rape), 2328 nucleotides. Its product is annotated as lectin-domain containing receptor kinase VI.3-like. Bases 153 to 2252 code for a protein of 699 amino acids. Gene Ontology annotation, cellular component: plasma membrane. The transcript has a single exon. The record is from RefSeq and is a predicted model, not a curated record. Gene Ontology annotation, biological process: protein phosphorylation. Lineage: Eukaryota; Viridiplantae; Streptophyta; Magnoliopsida; Brassicales; Brassicaceae. Gene Ontology annotation, molecular function: protein kinase activity; ATP binding; carbohydrate binding.
GAUGGAGGAAGAAAAUUCUUUGGUAUAAAACAUGCAAAAGGUCCUUGUGUGGCCUGGCCUCAUUAUAAGAAGAAUCUCUACAGAGGAACACACAUAUAUCCAUCCCUUGUUAUCUUGUAAACACCUUUUUGUCUACUAGUAUUAAGAUAUUCAUGGGAACUGGAAGAGCCAUGGUCUUGCUGUUGCUCUUGUUCAUGUUAUUCUUGGUUUUGGAUGUCUCUGUUGUUGGAGCUCAAAAAACAACAAACACAACAACAACAACAACAGAGUUUACUUUCAGAGGAUUUACUGGAAACGAAUCAUCGAUUCGAUUGGCAGGAGCUGCAAUGAUCAAACCGGAUGGCCUGCUGAGGAUCACUGACCGAACCCAAACCGUUACCGGUACGGCGUUCUACAAUAAACCGGUGAGAUUGCUCGAGAACAACGGGAAUUCAACAAGGGUUGCUUCUUUUAGCACAUCAUUCGUGUUCGUCAUCAUCCCCACAAGCUCCAGCAACGGAGGUUUUGGAUUCACCUUCACGCUAUCUCCGACCCCUGACCGCCCCGAAGCAGAUGCCGCGCAGUACCUGGGAUUGCUCAACGAAGACAACGACGGGAAUCUUACGAAUCACGUAUUCGCGGUUGAAUUCGACACGGUACAAGGAUUCGGAGACGUUUCUGAUAGAUCGGGGAAUCACAUCGGUCUGAACUUCAACAGCCUCACAUCGGAUGUCCAAGAACCGGUCGUGUAUUACGACGAGUCUGGCCGAAAAGAGGAUUUCCUACUUCAGAGUGGUGAUCCCAUACAAGCCCUUUUGGAUUACGACGGUCCAACCCAAACCCUUAACUUCACGGUUUAUCCGGCACGCUUGAAGUCUAGACCCGUACGGCCUUUGAUCUCGCAGCAACAUGUUCCGAAACUGGUAGAGAUCGUGCAAGAAGAAAUGUACGUGGGAUUCACGGCAGCCACUGGGAUAGAUCAGUCCAGUGCUCACUACGUGAUGGGUUGGAGUUUCUCCAGCGGCGUAAAUCUCUCUCUCGCAAAACCGCUCAACCUCUCGGAGCUUCCUCCUCCGCCUCCUAACACUGCCAAGAAGACAGGCUACGAUUCUGGAGUCCUCGCUCUGAUCGUGGCUCUCUCUGGAGUAACCCUCAUCUUGCUUGCGUUACUGUUCUUCUUCCUCAUGUAUAAGAAGCGUCUACAACAAGGAGAUAUUCUAGAAGACUGGGAGAUCAACCAUCCUCACCGGCGUAGAUACAAAGAUCUCUACGCUGCUACCGAUGGAUUCAACAAGAACCGGAUCAUCGGCACCGGAGGAUUCGGCACCGUCUUCAGAGGAUCCCUCUCUUCUUCUCCUUCUGAUCAAAUCGCCGUGAAGAAGAUAACUCCGAAUAGCAUGCAAGGCGUUCGAGAGUUCGUGGCCGAGAUCGAGAGUUUAGGGCGGUUAAGGCACAAGAAUCUAGUCAACCUCCAAGGAUGGUGCAAGCACAAAAACGAUCUCUUGCUCAUUUACGAUUACAUCCCCAACGGAAGCUUAGACUCUCUGCUCUACAGCCGACCGAGACAAAGCGGCGCCGUUUUGUCCUGGAACGCGCGUCUCCAGAUCGCCAAAGGAAUCGCCUCCGGGCUGCUCUAUCUCCACGAAGAAUGGGAGAAGAUUGUCAUCCACAGAGACGUCAAGCCCAGCAACGUUCUCAUCGACGAUGACAUGAACCCUCGACUUGGAGAUUUCGGGCUCGCCAGGCUCUACGAACGCGAGACGCUCUCUCACACCACCGUCGUCGUCGGCACUAUCGGCUACAUGGCCCCCGAGCUCACCCGCAACGGUAAAUCGUCCACUGCGUCUGAUGUUUUCGCGUUUGGCGUUUUGCUGCUAGAGAUCGUUUCCGGGAGGAGACCGACGGACUCCGGAACCUUCUUCUUGGCCGACUGGGUCAUGGAGCUGCGAGAGACCGGUGACAUUCUCCCUGCGGUCGAUCCCAGACUAGGAUCUGGUUACGAAGCUGGAGAGGCGAAGGUUGCACUCUCUGUGGGAUUGCUCUGCUGCCAUCAGAGACCGGCGUCUCGGCCGUCCAUGAGAAGGGUGCUUAAGUAUUUGAACGGUGAGGAAGAUGUUCCUGAGAUUGGCGACCACUGGGGGUAUUCAGACUCUUCAAAAAGAUCCAAGGUUGAAGGCUAUAAUGUUUCGUCUGAUAAGGCUAAUUCUAGCUCAGUCGCAUCUUUCUCCGUCACGAGGGUUUCUUCCAGUUCUGUGAUCAUGAGUGGUAGAUGAUAGAUAGUGUAUAUUCACACUUUGUUUAUACUUCCCUUGCAAGGCAUCUAUGAUACUAUCUAGUUUUUUUUAACCU